Oryza brachyantha (malo sina) is the source of this 732-nucleotide messenger RNA. RefSeq names its product protein RGF1 INDUCIBLE TRANSCRIPTION FACTOR 1-like. Lineage: Eukaryota; Viridiplantae; Streptophyta; Magnoliopsida; Poales; Poaceae. Bases 19 to 732 code for a protein of 237 amino acids. The record is from RefSeq and is a predicted model, not a curated record. The transcript has 3 exons.
AAUUCUUUCGUGUCUACGAUGAAAGGAGAAUCUGCGCCUCCAUGGCUAGAGCUAUUGCUUUCAACAGAGUUUUUCACCGCUUGUACCAUCCAUCUCCACUCCCCUCGCAAUGAAUGCAACCUAUUUUGCAUCGAUUGUGAAACACCACAAGCUGCCUUUUGCUAUUAUUGUCGUUCAUGUCAUCAUUCUUCGCAUCAUGUAAUUCAGAUAAGGCGGUCAUCGUACCAUGAUGUCGUGAAAGUAUCUGAGUUAGAGGAUAUCCUUGAUAUUAGCAAUGUACAAACUUAUGUGAUCAACAGUGCAAGAGUUGUGUUUUUGAAUGAGCGCCCUCAGUUACGUGGUUGUGGUGCUUCAGCAAUAAAGUCAUCCUCCUCGUCAUCAUCAUCUUAUAACUGUGAGACUUGCAGCAGAGUCCUUCUUGAUGCGUUUCGCUUCUGCUCUCUUGGAUGUAAUCUUACAGGCAUGAAAAGAGAUGAUGGGAUAGUUGUGGCUGAAAAUGGUAUUGCUUGCAAUGAUAAGGACAUUGACAAUGGUGGUAACAAUGGUACUACAAAUACUAGUUGCAAUGGAAAGGACAUAGAAAUUGGUGAAAUCAAUGGUACUACUACAAAUAAUGCAAGUGAGGAUGAAAUAUGUAGCGGUGCUAGCGAGGACAAGGAGAUGCCAUCAUCAACAAGGGUUGUUCGUCGUCACCGUCGGAAGGGAAUUCCUCGCCGUGCACCAUUUUUCUAA